Molecule: messenger RNA, 11883 nt
Organism: Coregonus sp. 'balchen'
Lineage: Eukaryota; Metazoa; Chordata; Actinopteri; Salmoniformes; Salmonidae
Source: the annotation of a GenBank genome assembly
CCUGUUGAAAAAAAGUAUCUUAGAGCGGCAGGACUGGGGAAGGAAAGCAGAUACUUUCGUCAAGCGAAGGCACAAGGAAAUGCUGGUUGAAUUUCUAAUCUAUUUUGGAGAAAUAUACUCUAUAAAGACAGGUAGGGUAGGCUACUUAUAAACCAGUUUAUUUUUGUAUCGCGUAAAGUAAUAAGACGUUGGUUAAAACGACGUUAUAAGAUAUAUUUUGGUGAGGUUUGAUUUCGUCAUUAUUCAGUUCAACGAUUGAUAACUUCAUGGCUUUGAUCGCAACUGAUACUGAUCGUAGCUGCAAGUUGAACGGGUCGUCGACAAUUUACGGUAGGAUUGGCACAAUACAAGGCAAGGCAAGCAGAACCGGUAAAAUGCAGCCCAAAGACACGGAAUAUUCAACAGAUGGGUUACCCAAAGCGUUUUUACACAGUUUGAGGACAAUCUUUGACAUCCUUGAUGAUGGGAAGAGAGGGUAUGUGCACAUAUCAGAGAUUGAGAGUAGAUGGCAAGGGGCAGAUACUCAUGAUUUGCCUGGCGGGGUUAUGGAGUGCCUGAGGCGGGUGGCCCCACGGCAUGGUUGCCUGACAUUUGAGCGCUUCGUGGCGGGACUGCGACACUCCAUGUUGAACCCGGACAACAAUAGCCACAUAAAGGCUCAGGCUUCACUGCACCCGAAACAAGCACUCCUGCACUCCAAACAGCACCAUCUGCCAGCGCAAAAACCUGCCCCGCUCUCUACUUGCUCUGUCGGAACUCGGAUUGAAAACAAAGUUCGUCCACUGGGUCCAAGCAACGGGACCAAUACGCAUCACAACCGCGCGUCCUCACUUCAGAGUCGGUCCAGACAUGAAGAGGGGAACACUGCAUACCCACCAGUCACCUCUGUCGUAGGUGGUCCCAUGCGCUACACCAAUGCGUGUUAUGAGAGAACAGGCAGAAGUUUGGAACGGAUAACCAUUGUGCCCGAAAGCGGUUCAUAUCGAGCUGAUUCGGUUUGGUUGGGGAAGCAGGCGCAUCGACAGCAGAGUCGGGUGAGGUCCAUAGAGUCCCUUGCUCUCGAGUCACCAAGCCUCCAAAAACCAAGUAAGUUUGAAUGUCACUCUUGAUUGAUUAUCAAAGAUCAAUAAGAUCAGGACCAGUCUUCCAUCAUCUGUCUCUUGCUCCCCCCAUGUGUAUGUAUUUUGUUUCUCACUAUGCUAAGCGAUCAGGGAAGACUCAUUUCACUCGAGUAAUGGUCCUCAGUUAAUAAACAGGUCAGGGCUAUUCUGCUGCCUCAGUCUCAUUGACCCAGGUGUGGAGGUAGAGGAGUAUGAAAACACACCCAUUACACCCAUUUCUAUACCAGACUGUCAUCACUACUGCAGCACUAGCACCAGGUUACAACACGUUUAGCAUCAGACUAACUGUCAGCUGCCCUCUGAGCUGCUGUUGACACUACAGUCCCAUGCAGUCUAAUUUCUGCCUCAAUCAUCCAUAAGAGUUCCUGCAUUCCAGGCAGGCUGUGGUUUGAACAGGACAAGUACUGUACAAGAGGCUAAUUGAUUUCUAGCAGUGGAUGGUCUGAAAUCACAUCCUCUCUAUUAUUCUGAAUGUGCCCACCACUCUCAGCUUGUCAUUGCUACCAAACCUAACCCUUCACUACACACAUGCUGCUAGUGUCUGUGUUUAUCGACAGUUCUCUCUAAGAAUGUGACUGUGUUUGUUCUCUCCCUCUCUGUGGAGGUGAUAAGAACAGCCACACCACUGCUGUAAAUCUUCUAACCCUGGAACCUCUGGAACCACUGCGUGCUGAGUACGAUAGGUCUGCUAUGGCAACCGCACCGCCCUUAACCGCUAUAGAGGGUAGAGCGGCCGAGCUCCCUGACAUUCAAGAUCUCUAUAUCAGGCGGUGUCAGAGGAAGGCCCGAAAAAAUUGCCAAAUACUUUAGCCACCCAAGCCAUAGACUUUUCUCUUUGCUUCCGUGCGGCAUGUUUUACCGGAGCAUCGGGUCUCUGACCAACAUGCUCCGAGACAACUUCUAUCCCCAAGCCAUAAGACUGCUAUAUAGUUAAUAAAAUGGUUACCCGGACUAUCUGCAUCGACCCAAUUCUGCAUUGACUCCAUACACACUCACAAUACUCUACCCACACUCUCACACACUGACACUCUCACUCACACACAUGCACAUAUACACAUACACUACAUACGCACACACACACAGAACACACACAUACACACACUUUCACAAAUCAUAUAUGCUGCUGCUACUCUGUUCUUAUUUUACUCUUUAUUAUUAUCUAUCCUGAUGCCUAGUCACUUAACCCUGCCUUCAUGUACAUAUCUACCUCAAAUACCUCAUACCCCUGGACUUUGAUCUGGUACUGGUACUCCCUGUAUAUAGCUCCAUUCUUGUGCAUUUUAUUCCUCUUGUGUUAUUAUUUUUAUUUUGAACUCUGUAUCGUUGGGAAAGGCCUAGUAAGUAAGCAUUUCAGGUUAAAGUCUACACCUGUUGUAUUCGGCGCAUGUGACAAAUACAAUUAUUUGAUUUGUUGCCGAAUGGCCACAUUAAAACAGAGCCCACAGCUAGGGGCCACAACUAGGGGUCAAUCCUUCCACACUCUCUGGGUUUUUACUAAUGGAGGAGCUCAGCUAACGUGAUUUUGUUAUCGUUAUUUCAAAGCCCUGGUUUGCCUCUCAAAUCUCUCCGCUUCAGUGUAAUUGAAUAAUUGACCUCCAACUCAUCCAGAGUGAGUCACAGAUCAUGUCUCAAAUUCCUCUGGAUACUUAGCCAGAGUUUAGACUGGGGUCUGGGCUCCUCCUAUUGGGAUCAUCAGCUCAACUUUUCCUGGUCCUGUCCUGGUCUCCCUCAUUAGACUGACCUGUGUUCACUGAAGUCGGGAAAGCUAUGGAGAAAAUCCUGCUCUCUCUCUCUCCCAUGUGCACACAGGAACUCUCUCGCUCUCUAAUGGCCCUGCUGAGUCCGAGCCUGUCUGUAUCUAUAACUGGGACUGUCUGGAGCUAUAACGGUGACGUGUCCAUGUCCGUGAAGCAGCCUGGAGGCCCUGGCUAGCUACUUACAUCAGACACACUCUACCAUGUAGCGCCAUGGGAUUGGAGAGUGUGGUGAAUGGCAAUGUAAUCUCCCCCAGCAAACCCGCUGGAUUAGCACAGAUUACGUGCGGAGCAAUUGAGGCACGGCAGCGGUUAAAUCCUGCCCACCCCUGGCCAAGCGACCAUUACCCUGCUCUCUCUUCUCUCGCUGCGCCCUGGUCAAAAGUAGUGCACUAUAUGGGGAAUAGAGUGCCAUUUGUGAUACAGCCUCUUGGGGGAUGUCCAAAACCAUGGAGAGAGGUCAAGUCUGCCCGGCUCUCGAACUCAUUGAAGAGGCUGAUGUGGUAUUGGAGCAGGGUAAUGUGAAGAGGCUGAUGUGGUAUUGGAGCAGGGUAAUGUGAAGAGGCUGAUGUGGUAUUGGAGCAGGGUAAUGUGAAGAGGCUGAUGUGGUAUUGGAGCAGGGUAAUGUGAAGAGGCUGAUGUGGUAUUGGCGCAGGGUAAUGUGAAGAGGCUGAUGUGGUAUUGGCGCAGGGUAAUGUGAAGAGGCUGAUGUGGUAUUGGCGCAGGGUAAUGUGAAGAGGCUGAUGUGGUAUUGGAGCAGGGUAAUGUGAAGAGGCUGAUGUGGUAUUGGCGCAGGGUAAUGUGAAGAGGCUGAUGUGGUAUUGGAGCAGGGUAAUGGGCCAGUGGCUGGAGCUGGACUGUGGACAGAGCUACUGACCCCAAUGCUUUAGUACCCUGCCAGAGUUAUGCUGACAUAAAGGCAUAAUAACAAGUAUCACUUUACUGGAUCAUCUGUCAAAUAUUUCCCACACUUUUAACGGCAGCUUCUGGACAACAUCACUGUGGGGGUGAUAUGAAAUCCAUGCCAUACAAUGCUCUAAACACUGAAAAAAGAUUAGGAAAUAUUGAGAAUUGUUUAUGGCUGCAGUGCCUGCUGUUCUAUCUCUGUGUAUCUGAGCAGUGAGCUGUAGGCAGCCACACAGGCAGGGGAGGCUGUGUGGAAGUGGUUGGACAGAGAGAGAGAGCGCGAGCUUGUCAGAGCUUGCUUUUCCGACCCAUCUGACUGCAAAUGACCCGUGAGGCGUGAGGAACAACUCCCCUAAGGGAAAAACAGUCUCUGAAGCCAGAGACCAUUCAGGGAAGCACAGAUGAAGGGGUGUGUGUCUCUUUGUUAACAACAACUUGUGCGCAAUAUCUAAUAUUAAGGAAGCCUCGAGGUUCGGCUCGCCUGAGUUAGAAUACCUCAUAAGCUGUAAACCACAUUAUUUCCCAAGAGAGUUUUCAUCUAUAUUUUUUGUAGUAGUCUAUUUACCACCUCAAACCGAUGCUGGCACUAAGACCACACUCAACGAGCUGGAUAGGGCCAUAAGCAAACCAGAAAAUGCUCUCCCAGUGGCGGCGCUCCUAGUGGCCGGUGACUUUUUAAUGCAGGAAAACUGAAAUCCGUUUAACCUAAUUUCUACCAGCAUGUCACCUGUGCAACUAGAGGCAAAAAAAACUCUGGAUCACAUUUAUUCCACACACACAGACUCAUACAAAGCUCUCCCUCGCCCUCCAUUUGGCAAAUCUGACCAUAACUCUAUCCUUCUGAUUCCUGCUUAAAAGCCAAAACUCAAACAGGAAGUACCAGUGACGUGCUCAAUACGGAAGUGAUCCGAUGAAGCAGAUGCUAAGCUGCAGGACUGUUUUGCUAGCACAGACUGGAAUAUGUUCCGGCAUUCAUCCGUUGGCAUUGAGGAGUUUACCACAUCAGUCACUGGCUUCAUUAAUAAGUGCAUCGACGACUUUGUCCCCACAGUGACCGUACAUACAGUUGAAGUCGGAAGUUUACAUACAUCUUAGCCAAAUACAUUUAAACUCAGUUUUUCACAAUUCCUGACAUUUAAUCCUAGUAAAAAUUCCCAGUCUUAGGUCAGUUAGGAUCACCACUUUUAUUUUAAGAAUGUGAAAUGUCAGAAUAAUAGUAGAGUGAUUUAUUUCAGCUUUUAUUUCUUUCAUCACAUUCCCAGUGGGUCAGAAGUUUAUAUACACUCAAAUAGUAUUUGGUAGCAUUGCCAAUUUCAGACUACGGUUUGCAACUGCACAUGGGGACAAAGAUCGUACUUUUUGGAGAAAUGUUCCGCUGGUUUGAUGAAACAAAAAUAGAACUGUUUGGCCAUAAUGACCAUCGUUAUGUUUGGAGGAAAAAGGGGAACGCUUGCAAGCCGAAGAACACCAUCCCAGCAGUGAAACACGGGGUGGCAGCAUCAUGCUGUGGGGGUGCUUUGCUGCAGGAAGGACUGGUGCACUUCACAAAAUAGAUGGCAUUAUGAGGAAGGAAGAUUAUGUGGAUAUAUUGAAGCAACAUCUCAAGACAUCAGUCAGGAAGUUAAAGCUUGGUCGCAAAUGGGUCUUCCAAAUGGACAAUGACCCCAAGCAUACUUCCAAAGUUGUGGCAAAAUGGCUUAAGGACAACAAAGUCAAGGUAUUGGAGUGGCCAUCACAAAGCCCUGACCUCAAUCCUAUAGAACAUUUGUGGGCAGAAUUGAAAAAGCGUGUGUGAGCAAGGAGGCCUACAAACCUGACUCAGUUACACCAGCUCUGUCAGGAGGAAUGGGCCAAAAUUCACCCAACUUAUUGUGGGAAGCUUGUGGGAGGCUACCUGAAAUGUUUGACCCAAGUUAAACAAUGUAAAGGCAAUGCUACCAAAUACUAAUUGAGUGUAUGUAAACUUCAGACCCACUGGGAAUGUGAUGAAAUAAAUAAAAGCUGAAAUAAAUCAUUCUCUCUCCUAUUAUUUUGACAUUUCACAUUCUUAAAAUAAAAGUGGUGAUCCUAACUGACCUAAGACAAGGAAUUUUCACUAGGAUUAAAUGUCAGGAAUUGUGAAAAACUGAGUUUAAAUGUAUUUGGCUAAGGUUUAUGUAAACUUCCCACUUCAACUGUAGCUGCAUCACCGCUUAGUAUGGCAACUGUUUGGCAUCCGACGCAAGGCGCUACAGAGGGUAGUGCGUAGGGCCCGAGCUCCCUGCCAUCCAGGACCUCUAUUACAGGCGGUGUCAGAGGAAGGCCCUAAAAAUUGUCUCAGACUCCAGCCACGCCACCGUUACCACACUGCAAGUGGUACUGAUGCACCAAGUCUGGAACCAACAGGACCCUGAUCAGCUUCUUCCCCCAAGCUAUAAGACGGCUAAAUAGUUAACCAAUAAGCUACAUGGACUAUCUUCUUUGACCCUUUUUGCACUAUAAUGUUCUGACUCGUCACAUACGCUGCUGUUACUUUUUAUGAUGUAUCCCGUUGCCUAGUCACUUUAUCCCAACCUAUGUACAUAUCUAACUCAACUACCUCGUACCCCUGCACAUGGACUCGGUACUGGUACCCCCUGUAUAUAGUACCCCUAAGUUAUCGUUACUCAUUGUGGAUUUAUUCUUUGCGUUUAUUUUUCUAUUUAUUCCUUGUGUUACUCAUUUUUUAUUUUUUCAACAACAAAAAAAUGAGAAACAUGGCCAUUAGGCUCCGUCUUUCAAUUAGCAAUGCUGUUUCAAGGCGUGCAAAUUAGGCUUACCUACACUGGUAAACAGUAUCCCUCCUUGGGUGCCACAGUCCAACUUGAAGAUUAUCUAGAGCCACUAAACUAGAUGGUCUACAUAUUUCCCUUGGCCUCUCUGAACCCCACAUACACCUGCCCUCAAGGCACUAUAUCCAGUUACAGAUUAACAGGAUUUCUGGGAGUCUGGAUACAACAUGGAAAGGUGUCAUGUUUUCUCUGCUCUGUUAUCAACUAUCACCUGAACUGUACAUAAGGUCUUACAUUUUAUUCUCAUCUCCCCCCUCAGAAUUGUAAUUUCCCCCCAUUUAAUACAACCCAACCAGAUAGGGAAGCCUUUUGCCUUUGUUGAUACAGCAGGGAGGAAGGUUAGCGCCCUCAUGUGGUCACCAAAGGCACUGCAUGGUUUACAGAUUUCACUAUUCUUAGUAGUGGCCUCUCUCCCUUUUUCUCUUUCUCUCUCGUGUUCUCUCUCACUCACGCACACACACACACACACACACACAGUCAUAGACUGUUCUCUCUGCUACCGCACGGCAAGCAUUACCGAUGCACCUAGUCUGGAACCAACAGGAUCCUGAACAACGUUUAACCCUAAGCCAUAGGACUGCUAAAUAGUUAGCCAAAUAGCUACCCGGACUAUCUGCAUUUUACCCUUUUUGCAGCAACUCUUCUCACUCAUCACAUACUGUACGCUGCUGCUACUCUGUUUAUUAUCUAUCCUGUUGCCUAGCCAUUUUACCCCUACAUACCUAUAUGUACAUAUCUACCUCAAUUACCUCCUACCCCUGCACAUCGAUUUGGUACACCAUGUAUAUAGCCAAGUUAUCGUUAAUAAUGUUGUGUUUAUUCCUCGUUAUUUGUCUGUAAUUUGUCAAAAAUGUCUUUCUGCAUUGUUGGGAAGAGCCCGUAAGUAAGCAUUUCACUGUUAGUCUACACCUGUUGUUUACGAAGCAUAUGACAAAUAACAUUUGAUUUGAUUUGACACACACACAGGAUUUGGGGUGGGUUUUUGGUGACAAUGUGUUAGUCUGAUGUUAUCUCUUUUGAUUGUUGGCUGGGAGAUCAGUUCUAUCACAGAUGGAAACCGUUGAUCCGCUGAACACAACAGAGUAAAUCAGAACUUUGCUCUGAUGUCAUCUCUGGCUUUCAUGUCCAUCUAGCUCUAUGUAUUUCAUACUAACAUUAUAUAAGUGCAAAAAAGUUUGUUCUUCCUUACAGGAAAUGGUUGUGUUUCAUUUGAUGUAUGAAUUAUCUGGGUACCCAAAGCAUAGUUGUAGUAACCAGACAGUUGAUACCUGUGUUCCAGACAAGACCUGGAAGUCUGUUGGUGAAAUCAGGUAAAAAUCUUUCUGACCACCCCUUCCUGCCCAAUCUCUGGUCCAGGUAUUGUGGAGGCUGGUUUACCGAGGUCCCAGAGUGAGUCAGCCACGGGAUUCACUGCCUCCAGACGCCAUGGGCGAAGCCGAGAUGAGCAGAGACGCCACACCAUCACCAACGGGGUGGAUUACGGAAUGGUACUUACGCGCACAAACAAACAAACACACACACUGUUGCAUUAUGCACAGUUUUUAGAGAGGAAGUAGAACAACCAUGUUCUCACUGCUAGUGAAAACAGGUAUUUGGUGAUCCACAGACAAUGGGAAAGUGUUCUUAUAGUGGUGUUCAGUGAUAGGGUUCGUGUUAAGGGUCAGUUCAACUUUUUAUCUAGAGUAGGGGUGAAGCGGAGAACAGUUUCAUGGAUAAACAGGCCUAUCUGCUCUGUGCAGACUGCAACUGCUGUAGGUCACUUUGUUUCUGUUGGCCAACACCCACCAUUAACUCCCCCAUUCAACCCCUCUCCCUACACCCCUCCCACCUUUCACUCAGUCCAACCCCUCUCCCUCUGUGGCCCUCCCAAUCUCCUGCCCCCUUUCCAUGCCUCCUCUCGCUUUCUCGUUCUAUCCCCCUGCCUCUAAUUUCUCUCUGAGCCCUACUCUAUCCCUCUCUCUGUCUUCUCCUCUCCUUCCACUCUUUCUUUGUGUGGAGUCGUAGAGGGAGCUGCUCCCCCCUCCCCCCUCUGGCCGCCUGUCCUCAUGGUAAUGAGCCGGGUCGGGCCCAGGGGCCUGGAAGCAGGGGAUUCGCUUGGCCCACCCGGCCCAGCCUGGACAGCUGUCUGGGCAGCCUACACCACUGUCUUCAUCCCUCUCAGCAGCAGUCUGUACAGCAGCAAGGCGCUGCACUUUUUCCUCAGGGUGAGUGAGAACAACUACAGGAGAGAGGUCAGGAAAGAGAAGUAAAAACGGAGUGUUUGGUCAUUGAGCUGUUUCUAUGUAUGUGUAUGUUUAUUACACACUUGCAGAUGUGUGUUGAGCUGUGUCAAAAUGUAACUAUGGAGUUAUGAGCAGAGUCAGGGAGAGAUAACCGGUUGUCAACUAGCUGAAUAUUUGACAGUUCUGUGUCUGCGGUUGAUGUGUUGUUGAAGCUAGUGGACAGUGCCAGUUUCAGUUUGUGUCUUGAUGAUAACCUGUAAACUCCUAGUUGUCAUGUUGUUGCUUUAACCCUAGCGGGUAGUUUGUACUGUUUGGAGCUGCUGUGUAGAUUAGCCCAAUACCCAUGAUAUUGUACUUUGUGCUUUUAGAUAAGGCAACAUCAGCUGUGUCAUGCCGUUGUUGUAUGCUUUGUCAUUUACAUUUUUUACAUUCAAGUCAUUUAGCAGACGCUCUUAUCCAGAGCGACUUACAGGAGCAAUUAGGGUUAAGUGACUUGCUCAAGGGCACAUCCCAACGCUCUUAACCGCUAGGCCACCUGCAGCCCUGGUGAUGUUAGCAUCACCACACUGGUGAUAGUUCUGUCAGCCAGCUCCCCUCUCCCCCUCCCGUACCCCCCCUCUCCCCUCUCUAACUUUUCCUCCCCCUGUUCUGUGUUCUCUCCCCCCUCCCCUCUUUAUAGAGUGGAUUUGCCCUUCCUGUGGCCCACCACACAAACACACAGCCUGACACUCUGGGUCACGCUUCAUUCCAGGCACAACGCCCCCACCCCAUUCCCCCACCCCACCCCAUUCCCCUACCUCUCUCUGCUCUCUCUCUUUCAUCCCUCUCUCCUCUCCUCUGUUUGCAGCUCCCAUUCAACCCAGCAUGGUCAGAGCUGAAAGGGGAAAUAUGUUUACUAUGCAAUGAUGGCACAAGAGGUUUACCCUGGCUAGUUACAGUCCAGCUCAGACAACAACAACAACAACAACAGUAUCAGUAGUUUGACAAUACUGGUUGGUUUGGUCAUUGCAUUAUGUCAUUGUACAGACAUGGUUUUCCCAACAGUGAUAGUGUAUAGAGAGGGAGGCUGAAUGCCAGGAAUGAGGCCUGGGUUGUGCUGUGGCACUGGAGGACAGGAUGGUCAGCAGAACUCAAUGCUGCCUACCUGUCACUGGGACAGGACGACCUGUUGUAGUAGCUACUGUUUACCCAUUCUUAGGUCUCUGCAUGGUUGCCAUGGUGCCAGGCUGAUUGCUCCUCUAAACAGUGUCUCCUUUUGAGGUCAGGGUACCACUCCAGCACGAUUGGCCCGGUGCCAUUGUCUCAGGACAAAAGCGGCAGCCAAAUGUACAAAUGAAAGGGUGCAGAUUUUCCAAAUAAUUCAAAACAACAUAACCAUCAUAAAUGUGACAUGCAAGCUUACUCAACAUUUUCCCUCAUCGCUUUUUUGGGGCGCAGGAUGAGUAUAAGCUUGAAGAGCAAGCAGCAAGAAUACAGGUUCACCAAAUUACUUCAGGUAAGUGACCAUGUUGACGAUGACAGUAAGAGAGAUGUUGACUCGCUUUCCCUCCUACCUCCAGCUGAAGCAGAUGAAGGAGUUGGAGCAGGAGAAGGACUCUCUGCUGGCUGGUCUGGACGUGUUGGAGCGGUCUAGAGAGUGGUACCAGACCCAGAUCCACAACGUCACAGAGAGACAGAGACACGUGGGCCAAAGCAACCACUGCACGGUAAGGUCUGUUCAUUAGGCAACAAACAGACAAAAACAAACUGAAACAGGGAGGGACUGCUAUUGGGGUUCAAUAAGAAACGCUCCUUUUUGUUUUCCAUUGCAUGCCCUAAUGAAGAUGACCCAGGGCAUGUAUCCAAUUUAGUAGGAAUUGAUGAUACAGUGUAUCAAUUAUCUGAAACUGUCCAAUUCUUACUCUUUCUCUCUCCCACCAGGAUUUCUUCACAGAAUCCCAGAAUCAAAGCCGUAUGAAUGUUCUACUUCCCAAGCUGCAGGAAGUCAACCGCUGCCUUAAUGACCUCAUUUCCUGCUCUGGAACGGUGAAUCUUGAAAUUAGACACCUUACCUGACUGUGUCUAACUGAGCCUCUUCACUGCCCUAAAAAUGGGUGAUGGUUGUCUCAUAUGCCUGAGUAAUUUCUAAGGUCAAAUUGAAUUCCACAGUAAUUGUAAAGUGACUUAUUUUCCUCUUACUGGAGUCCUCUCAGUGGCAAUUAGAUGUUGAGAGGUUGUUCUAUGUUUUAGACAGAGAGUAUAGUCAAGUCUAAACACUAGUCUUUACUGAAACAUGGUAAUUAAUGGUGAAUUAUCUCUUUCUCUCUCCCUCUUAGCAGUCUUUCCCAUCCUCUGGCACCCAGCCCACAGUGAUCUCCUCCAGCUCCCAGCCUCCUGCCCCCCCACAAGCCAUUCAAAGACUAAAGGACCAGAACCGCCUUCUCACCCAGGUAAACUGAACAUAUGUCAAUGUAUUGUAAAUGUACAGAUUUCCUGUACACCUCACCACUGUCCCUAUAUGAUCGUCUAACCUCUACCUAUCUCCUCUCCCUGCUGCAUUGAAGCUCUGUAUGUAAACUCCUUUAUUGCACAAUAAAGGCUUGUUUAAACUCAAAACGAACUUCUCCCCUGUCCAUGUCUCUCGUCCUCCCUCCCUCCCUCCCUCCCUCCUUCACCACUCCUCCUCUCCAUCCCUCUCUCCGUCCCGGUGCAGGAGGUGACUGAUAAGGGUAAGCGCAUCACUCAGCUGGAGCAGGAGAAGUCUGCUCUGAUCAAACAGCUGUUUGAGGCUCGCGCCCGGAAUAUACACGACAGCAGCACCAUGGACUCCACCUUCAUCUGAAUACAGACACCAUAAUGCAACCACACUGGUCUCCAGCUCUAUCUGACCCCCACUCACAACAGGACAACUGUAUCAGCUCUAACACUCCUACUGGAUUCCACACCACUUCUGGCAUGAUGAAAGCACCUUGAACUUUGACCCCCCCCCCCCCCCCCCCCUUUGACCACUCCCUUUGGAUCUCCCCAACUGCCCACUCCACUUAAAAUGGCCUGCACACUAAUCUGGGCCGACCACUCCUUGAGGGGAGGG